Ilyonectria robusta is the source of this 654-nucleotide messenger RNA. RefSeq names its product GTP-binding nuclear protein. Gene Ontology annotation, cellular component: nucleus; cytoplasm. The record is from RefSeq and is a predicted model, not a curated record. Gene Ontology annotation, molecular function: GTPase activity; GTP binding. The transcript is spliced from 5 exons. The coding region runs from base 1 to 654 and encodes 217 amino acids. NCBI's taxonomy places the organism in Eukaryota, Fungi, Ascomycota, Sordariomycetes, Hypocreales, Nectriaceae. Gene Ontology annotation, biological process: protein import into nucleus; ribosomal subunit export from nucleus.
AUGGCUGCGCAGGAAGUCCCUCCCACCUUCAAGCUGGUGCUUGUCGGUGAUGGUGGUACCGGAAAGACCACCUUCGUCAAGCGUCACCUGACUGGUGAGUUCGAGAAGAAGUACAUGGCCACCCUCGGUGUCGAGGUCCACCCUCUCGACUUCACCACCAACUACGGCCAGAUCCGCUUCGAUGUUUGGGAUACCGCUGGUCAGGAGAAGUUCGGUGGUCUCCGUGACGGUUACUACAUCAACGGCCAGUGCGGUAUCAUCAUGUUCGAUGUCACCUCCCGCAUCACCUACAAGAACGUCCCCAACUGGCACCGUGAUCUCGUCCGAGUUUGCGAGAACAUCCCUAUUGUUCUCUGCGGUAACAAGGUCGAUGUGAAGGAGCGCAAGGUCAAGGCCAAGACCAUCACUUUCCACCGCAAGAAGAACCUCCAGUACUACGACAUCUCUGCUAAGUCCAACUACAACUUCGAGAAGCCUUUCCUCUGGCUCGCCCGUAAGCUUGUCGGCAACCCUCAGCUUGAGUUUGUUGCUGCCCCUGCCCUUGCUCCCCCCACCGCUACCGUCGACACCGCUCUUCUCAAGCAGUACGAGGAGGAGAUGAACGAGGCCGCCAACAAGCCCCUUCCUGGUGAGCUUUCCGACGAUGACCUGUAA